CGAUACGAAUGCCAGCAACAAUGAUGUAUUCAAGAAUGUCAUAAAGCCUAUCGUUAAUGCAGCUGUGAAUGGAUUUAAUGGCACAGUGUUCGCUUAUGGGCAGAUGAACUCUGGCAAAACCUAUACCAUGAUGGAUACCUCAGACGAACCUGGCAUAAUAUCUCUAGCUUUCGAACAUAUGUUCGAUGCGAUAGCUAAUACUCCGGGACGUGAAUUUAUAUUGAGGGUAUCAUAUUUAGAGCUUUUUGAUGGGAAAGUCAACGAUCUCUUGAUGGCGAAGAAAGGUGAAGUAAUGAAUAUCACAAUUGACUAAAUCCAUUGCCGCCCCAAGUCUGCCUCCUUUUCUGACUUUUCUCCUUAUUCGUGAACGAUAUCGAGUCGUUGAAAUGAGCAGCAGUAAUUAUAUGAGUCUGUAAUGCACGAGAACACGAAUAACCAGGUAUUCGUCAAAUGUACAGAAAAGGGUGUAAACUGUCCAAAGGACAUUUUGUCCAUAAUGAAUAAGGGUAAUACAAGGAGGAAAAUAGGCAAGACAGAUAUGAAUGAGCGAAGUAGCAG
This is a messenger RNA of Wasmannia auropunctata (little fire ant), 558 nucleotides long. Its product is annotated as kinesin-like protein KIF3C. The coding region runs from base 104 to 313 and encodes 69 amino acids. The transcript has 2 exons. Gene Ontology annotation, biological process: mitotic cell cycle; microtubule-based movement. Gene Ontology annotation, cellular component: microtubule. The record is from RefSeq and is a predicted model, not a curated record. Gene Ontology annotation, molecular function: microtubule binding; ATP binding; plus-end-directed microtubule motor activity. Lineage: Eukaryota; Metazoa; Arthropoda; Insecta; Hymenoptera; Formicidae.